CCUCUUGUUCGGGAUAGCUCUCUGCCAUCCGAAUCCCUUCUUCACAUUGAUCAAAUACAGCGCGCUUGGAAUGAUUACGACUUCGCUUUGAAUGAACGCAAUUUGACACUUCUUUCACAACUGGAUCGGCUGGCAGAAGCAGACAAUGCAGCUGCUAAGGUGGAGCAACUAUGUAAAGAAACUGAAUGUAAUCUCUGCUUGUUACAGCAGCACAUUGAUAAGGUGCAUGUCUCUUUAUACACAUAG
Molecule: messenger RNA, 246 nt
Organism: Protopolystoma xenopodis
Lineage: Eukaryota; Metazoa; Platyhelminthes; Monogenea; Polystomatidea; Polystomatidae
Source: the annotation of a GenBank genome assembly